This is a messenger RNA of Notolabrus celidotus (New Zealand spotty), 2502 nucleotides long. Its product is annotated as NADH-ubiquinone oxidoreductase 75 kDa subunit, mitochondrial-like. Gene Ontology annotation, molecular function: iron-sulfur cluster binding; NADH dehydrogenase (ubiquinone) activity. The record is from RefSeq and is a predicted model, not a curated record. Gene Ontology annotation, cellular component: membrane. The transcript is spliced from 19 exons. Lineage: Eukaryota; Metazoa; Chordata; Actinopteri; Labriformes; Labridae. Bases 136 to 2328 code for a protein of 730 amino acids. Gene Ontology annotation, biological process: ATP synthesis coupled electron transport.
CUGGAUGUCAGCAGCAGAAGAAGAAGUAGAAGAAGAAGAAGAAGCAGCAGAAGCUACUUCCGCUAAUAGCCUCUGCCUGGUGUAACUUAUAUCACCGCUGUUCUGGUCCAGAAGGCCAAAUAGCGAAAGUGCGUCAUGUUGCGUCUGCCGAAUGUCGGCCGAGCUCUGGCCGGAGCUGCCAAGAGCAGCCUGGCUGGUAACACUGUGCGGACUUCAGUGCGCGCAGCGAGCAACAUGGUGGAAGUGUUUGUGGACGGGAAGCCGGUGGAGGUGGAGGCCGGAACGACCGUGCUGCAGGCCUGUGAGAAAGCCGGGAUCCAGAUCCCCAGGUUCUGCUACCACGAGCGCCUCUCUGUGGCCGGAAACUGCCGCAUGUGUCUGGUGGAGAUCGAGAAAGCUCCGAAGCCCGUCGCAGCCUGUGCCAUGCCCGUCAUGAAGGGCUGGAACAUCCUCACCAACUCAGAGAAAACACGCAAAGCCAGAGAGGGAGUGAUGGAGUUCUUGUUGGCCAACCAUCCUCUGGACUGUCCCAUCUGUGAUCAGGGAGGAGAGUGUGACCUGCAGGAUCAGUCCAUGCAGUUCGGCUCGGACCGGAGUCGCUUCACAGAAGCAAAGAGAGCAGUGGAGGACAAAAACAUCGGGCCGCUCAUUAAGACCAUCAUGACCCGCUGCAUCCAGUGCACACGCUGCGUCCGUUUUGCGAGUGAGAUCGCCGGCGUUGAAGAUUUAGGAACGACAGGAAGAGGGAACAACCUUCAGAUCGGGACGUACGUGGAGAAGAUGUUCAUGUCAGAGCUGUCGGGUAACGUCAUCGACGUCUGUCCUGUCGGAGCGCUCACCUCCAAACCGUACGCCUUCACCGCCCGGCCCUGGGAGACCCGGAAAACAGAGUCCAUCGAUGUUCUGGACGCUGUGGGCAGUAACAUCGUGGUGAGCACAAGAGGCGGGGAGGUGAUGAGGGUCAUGCCCCGGCUGAACGAGGACGUCAAUGAAGAAUGGAUCUCUGAUAAGACCAGGUUUGCAUACGACGGUCUGAAGAGGCAGAGGUUAACGACGCCGUUGGUGAAGGACGAGUCCGGUCAGCUGAGCCCGACCACGUGGGAGGACGCUCUAACGCGUGUCGCAGGAGCACUGCAAAGCGUGCAGGGCAGCGAGGUCGCAGCCAUCGCAGGAGGCAUGGUCGACGCUGAAACGCUGGUCUCCCUGAAAGAUCUCCUGAACAGACUCAACUCAGAGAGCCUCUGCACCGAGGAGCUGUUCCCCACGGCCGGAGCAGGCACCGACCUGCGCUCAAACUACCUGCUGAACUCUCGCAUCGCCGGCAUCGAGGACUGCGACCUGCUGCUGCUCGUGGGGACAAACCCCCGUUACGAAGCGCCGCUCUUCAACGCAAGAAUUCGCAAGAGCUGGCUCCACAACGAGCUGCAGGUCGCCAUGGUGGGUCACAACGUGGAUCUGAGUUACUCGUACGAACACCUGGGAGAGGAGACAGCCGUGUUGAAGGAGCUUGCUAACGGCACACACCCCUUCUGCCAGACUCUCUCAGCUGCAAAGCGUCCGGUUGUGAUCGUGGGCAGCAGCGCUCUGCAGAGAGAGGACGGAGCCGCCAUCCUGAGCACCGUGUCCACCAUCGCUCAGAACGCCAGGACCAGCAGCGGGGUGGAGGAGGGCUGGAAGGUGCUCAACGUGCUGCACAGAGUGGCAAGUCAGGUGGCUGCGUUGGAUCUGGGUUACAAAGCUGGAGUGGACGCCAUCAGGAACAAUCCCCCUAAAGUCCUGUUCCUGCUGGGAGCUGAUGCUGGGUGCAUCACCAGGGCUGACCUGCCCAAAGAGAGCCUCAUCAUCUACCAGGGUCAUCACGGUGACGUCGGUGCACCGAUGGCUGACAUCAUCCUGCCCGGCGCUGCGUACACGGAGAAGAACGCCACGUAUGUGAACACUGAAGGUCGCAGUCAGCACACCCGCGUGGCCGUCACGGCUCCCGGGAUGGCCCGAGAGGACUGGAAGGUCAUCAGAGCCGUGUCUGAGCUGGCUGGUGUCACGCUGCCCUACGACUCCCUAGAAGAGGUCCGCUCCAGACUGGCAGAGGUCUCUCCUAACCUGGUCCGGUACGAUGAUGUGGAGGAGGCGAACUACUUCAAGCAAGCGAAUGAACUCGCAAUGGCUGUGAACCAGGACCUCCUCGCUGCUCCUCUGGUCCCCCCUCAGCUCUCAGCUAAGGACUUCUACAUGACAGACUCUAUCAGCAGAGCCUCGCAGACGAUGGCCAAAUGCGUCAAAGCCGUGACGGAAGGAGCCGCCGCCGUCGAGGAGCCGUCGGUUUGCUGAACAACGAUGAACUCAAUACACACGUCUCUGAACACGCAGCGUCUCUUUAAUUUAAGGUGUUCCUUCAUGUUUGUUGUAAAUCGUUUUCACUCCAGGAGUCUGAACGAUCUUUGUUGAAUAAAGGUGAGAAAUGUAAGAAAUGUAUGCUCUAUGAAUAAAACCUUACAAAUGUCA